GAACUCAACAGUUACUUGGCUAACCCAUCUAAGAAUAUUGAAAGUUUAUUUUCCUAUCUACCAGUAUGUGCAAGUUUCAUUAAACUAAAUUCAACAUUACCUAGCUCUGCAGUGGUUGAGCAUCUUUUCAGUGUUGCUGGACAAAUUCUAACUGGUAAACGCUGUAGAUUG
Molecule: messenger RNA, 171 nt
Organism: Helobdella robusta
Lineage: Eukaryota; Metazoa; Annelida; Clitellata; Rhynchobdellida; Glossiphoniidae
Exons: 1
Source: RefSeq, a predicted model, not a curated record